GGAAGAGGUCAGGUUCUGGUGGUGGAGCCAUUGAGUGAGGAAAGAGAGAGUGUGUGUGAGUGAAGACAACAACCCUCUCUGCCUCUCUGCACUAAUUCCGAUGCAGAAAAUUAAAACCAUUUAAAAAAAUAAGAAAAAAAACGAACAAUAAAAAGAAAAAGGAGCUGCAAUCUUUUACUGAUUUUCCCGGGAAAAUUAACAGCUUCAUUCCGCCAUGGACGAUUCUUCCGGCCACCGGAAUCCACCACCACCUCCCUCCUCCUCCGCCGACACUCCUCCUCCUCCACCUUCUUCCUCCUCCUCCACCUCCUCCUCCGCGGAGAGUCUCCGCCACGUGGAACGCAUGAUCAACUCCAACCACUACGCAUCUCCUUCCAGAACAAUCUACUCCGACAGGUUCAUUCCCAGCAGAUCUGCCUCCAAAUUCGCCUUGUUUGACAUCUCCACUCCCCCGGAGGGCCGCGACGACACCUCCAGCGCCUACACCACUCUCCUCCGCACCGCUUUGUUCGGUCCCGAUGCCGCCGGCGUCGCUCCUCCUGUCACGCCGGACAAGAGGUCGUCUCCGUCGAUGUCCUUGCCUAGCCGGAAUAUUUUCCGGUACAAGAUGGAGACUCGCCAGUCCAUGCACUCGCUUUCCCCGUUCAUGAGCGACGAUGCGGUUCCCGGCGUGAAUCCGAGCCCCGUCAAGACUCCGAGGAAGGUUCCGCGAUCUCCUUAUAAGGUUCUGGAUGCACCUGCAUUGCAAGACGAUUUCUAUCUGAAUCUCGUGGAUUGGUCUUCGCACAAUGUGUUGGCUGUUGGUUUGGGUAACUGUGUUUAUCUCUGGAAUGCUUGUAGUAGCAAGGUAACUAAAUUAUGUGACUUGGGGAUUGACGACUGCGUUUGUUCAGUUGGCUGGGCUCAACGCGGUACACAUCUUGCUGUUGGAACUAGCAAUGGCAAAGUUCAGAUUUGGGAUGCAUCUCGAUGCAAGAAGAUAAGAUCCAUGGAGGGUCAUCGACUACGCGUUGGGGCCUUGGCCUGGAGUUCAUCUCUUUUGUCUUCUGGUGGCCGGGAUAAGAAUAUUUAUCAACGAGAUAUACGUGCACAAGAAGAUUAUGUCAGUAAACUGUCAGGGCACAAAUCAGAGGUUUGUGGACUGAAGUGGUCAUAUGAUAACCGUGAGUUGGCAUCUGGAGGAAAUGACAACAGAUUGUUUGUUUGGAAUCAACACUCAACCCAACCUGUUCUGAAGUAUUGUGAGCAUACAGCAGCUGUUAAAGCUAUUGCAUGGUCUCCUCAUCUUCAUGGACUUCUUGCAUCUGGGGGUGGAACAGCAGAUCGAUGUAUUCGCUUUUGGAAUACAACCACAAACUCGCACUUAAGCUGUAUGGACACUGGAAGUCAGGUAUGCAACCUUGUCUGGUCCAAAAAUGUCAAUGAACUAGUAAGCACACAUGGCUACUCCCAGAAUCAAAUAAUUGUUUGGAGAUACCCCACCAUGUCAAAGUUGGCCACUCUUACAGGCCAUACGUAUAGAGUUCUUUAUCUUGCCAUCUCUCCAGAUGGGCAGACUAUUGUAACUGGAGCUGGAGAUGAAACACUUAGGUUCUGGAAUGUAUUCCCUUCCCCAAAAUCACAGAAUACUGACAGUGAAAUUGGAGCAUCUUCUCUUGGAAGAACUAUUAUAAGGUGAUGGCUCCUGGCAUUUCACUUCAAUCAUGUGGCAUAUUUCAAAGUUCGGGUUGAUGUCGAUAUGAAGAGAGAAAUUUGAGAACAGAGAACACCAUGGUGGAACUUUGCAUGGGAAAAACACCACCACAAUGGUGUGCCUUACUAAUUGUAGAGCCUUUCAGGGAGCUAUUUAAGUUAUACUAUGGCUGCUAGUGAUAGAUAUUUAUUCAUGCUAUUCAUUUGGAGUCAUUCCAUAUAAAAAAGAUUUUUUUUCCUCCUUUCUCUCUCCUUUUUUAUUCUGUUCUGUAGUGGUCUCCUACAUAAUUAUACAUUUAAGAGAGUCAUCAGAGAACAUCCUUAGAAAGCUUGUAAAAGCCCUUGUAUAUAAUUAUUCUUUCUUAGGAGUGGUCUUAAUAUUUUCUUCCCAAGCUUCUGAUUAAUUACACAUUAUGAAGUUUCUUUGAAA
This is a messenger RNA of Lotus japonicus, 2122 nucleotides long. RefSeq names its product B-type cell cycle switch protein ccs52A. Gene Ontology annotation, molecular function: ubiquitin ligase activator activity; protein binding; anaphase-promoting complex binding. Gene Ontology annotation, cellular component: anaphase-promoting complex. The coding region runs from base 215 to 1678 and encodes 487 amino acids. NCBI's taxonomy places the organism in Eukaryota, Viridiplantae, Streptophyta, Magnoliopsida, Fabales, Fabaceae. Gene Ontology annotation, biological process: anaphase-promoting complex-dependent catabolic process; positive regulation of anaphase-promoting complex-dependent catabolic process; positive regulation of ubiquitin protein ligase activity. The record is from RefSeq and is a predicted model, not a curated record. The transcript has 10 exons.